ACUGUUCAAGUGUUUUAUGAAUUUGCGCUUUCUUUCCAACAGAGGGUAAACAUGGCUGAACAGUUAGAAGAAUUUAAUAAAAUUUUAACAAGUUUUUUGUCCGUCGAUAACACCAUCAGGACACAAGCAGAGGAAGCAUACAAUGCUCUCCCACUUGAAACCAAAGUUGUAUAUCUACUCAACACCGUGCAGAACCAGGGCUCACCACGAACAGAUGAUGAGCGUCAGAUGGCAGCCGUUCUUCUACGCAGACUGUUCACAGCUGAGUUUAACGAGUUUUAUUCAAAGUUGGCUCCAGAGGCUCAGCAACAGUUAAAGGAGCAGUUGCUGCUAGCUGUGCAGAUGGAACAGGUUGACUCCUUGCGGCGCAAGAUAUGUGAUGUGGUGGCUGAGGUGGCACGCAAUCUUUUGGAUGAUGAUGGCAACAACCUCUGGCCAGAGUUUCUUCAGUUUCUCUUCCAGUGUGCCAAUGGUCCUUCUCCACACCUCAAAGAAGCAGCCCUUCGGAUGUUCACAUCUGUUCCUGGAGUUUUUGGUAACCAUCAAUCCAACUACUUGAAUCUAAUCAAAGAAAUGCUUCACCAAUCUUUAAUGGAUACCUCUUCAUAUCAUGUUCGAUUCCAAGCAGUAAGAUCUGUGGCUGCCUUCAUUCUGCUACACGAAAAGGAAAUUGACAUUCAGAAACAUUUUGUUGACCUUCUGCCUCUGCUUAUCCAGGUGAUUGGUGAGAGUGUGCAACAGCAGGAUGAUGAUGCUCUUCUCAAGAGUCUCAUUGACAUGUGUGAGUCAACUCCGAAAUUUCUGCGAUCACAAGUCGACAACAUCCUGGACAUGUGUCUAAAGGUUUUUUCAAAUGAAGAUAUUGGUGACUCGUGGAGGCAUCUGGCAUUGGAGGUGUUGGUGACGUUGGCAGAGACUGCACCACCAAUGAUGCGCAAGGAGUCUCCUAAGUACUUGCCCAUACUAGUGCCUCUGAUCCUCAAGAUGAUGACAGAUUUGGAUGAUGAUGAUGAUUGGAGUGUGUUGGAUGAGAUCUCUGAGGAUGAUAAUGAUAGCAACAAUGUGGUUGCUGAGUCUGCCUUGGACAGACUGGCAUGCAGCCUUGGUGGAAAGACAAUGUUCCCACAGAUUGUGCAAAACAUUCCAGAUAUGAUGAAGCAUCCUGACUGGAAAUAUCGACAUGCUGCCCUGAUGGCUAUCUCCGCAGUAGGAGAGGGUUGCCAGAAACAUAUGGAAGAGUCUCUGCCAUUCAUAGUAGAUGCAGUUCUGCGGUUUAUAAGUGAUCCGCAUCCAAGAGUGAGGUAUGCAGCAUGCAAUGCCAUUGGUCAAAUGUCUACAGAUUUCGCUCCCAGCUUCCAAAAAAAGUUUCAUGCUCGAGUGGUCCCUGGACUUCUCACCUUCCUUGAAGAUAAUGAAAAUCCUAGAGUUCAAGCACAUGCAGGUGCUGCACUGGUAAAUUUCAGUGAAGAUUGUCCAAAAAAUAUUUUAACCCAGUAUUUGAAUGCGAUAAUGGCAAAGCUAAACGACAUUUUGGGGAGUAAAUUUAUAGAGUUGCUACAAAAAGGUACCAAGUUGGUAUUGGAACAAGUGGUCACAACGAUUGCCUCAGUAGCUGAUUCUUGCGAGGAGCAAUUCAUCGCAUAUUACGAUACACUUGUUCCUCGGUUGAAGUACAUCAUUAAGGAAUCAACUCAAGCAGAACUGAAGUUGUUGCGAGGCAAAACAAUUGAAUGUAUCAGCCUCAUUGGAUUAGCUGUGGGUUCAGAAAAAUUCAUGAGCGAUGCAGUGGAAGUGAUGGAUUUGCUGCUAAAGACCCACACGGACCUGCCAGAUGACGACCCGCAGACCUCCUACCUCAUAUCGGCCUGGGCUAGGAUAUGCAAGAUCAUGGGCAAGCAGUUCGAGCAGUACCUACCUCUUGUGAUCAAGCCUGUACUUCGAACCGCAUCUAUGAAGCCAGAGGUGGCUCUCCUAGACAAUGAAGAUAUGGAGGAAGUUUCGCAGGAUGUAGACUGGCAGUUUGUGUCCUUGGGGGAACAGCAGAACUUUGGCAUCAAAACUGCUGGUCUGGAGGAUAAAGCAUCAGCUUGUGAGAUGUUAGUGUGUUAUGCCCGAGAGCUCAAAGAAGGGUUUGCAGAGUACACCGAGGAGGUUGUCAAGCUGAUGGUGCCCAUGUUAAAGUUCUACUUCCACGACGGAGUACGCUCAGCAGCUGCCCAGAGCUUGCCUUGUCUGCUGGAGUGUGCACAGAUUAAAGGACACCAGUACCUGUCUCAAAUGUGGAACUAUAUUUGCCCAGAACUGUUGAAAGCUAUUGAAACCGAACCAGAAACUGAAGUAUUGACUGAACUUAUGUACUCAAUGUCUAAAUGCAUAGAAACGCUUGGUAACGGAUGUCUCUCAGAACCACACAUGGCAGAACUUCUCAAAAUUCUAGACAAACAACUAAAGGAACAUUUUGAGAAGGAAGUUGAAAGGCUGGAGAAACGUAAAGAUGAGGAUUAUGAUGAAGUGGUAGAAGAACAGCUUGCUGAUGAGAACAAUGAUGAUAUUUACACUUUGAGCAAAAUAGCAGACAUCAUCCAUGCACUCUUCAUUGCUUACAAAACGGACUUCUUUCCCUACUUGGACCAAAUCAUUGGUCAUUUUGUAAAAAUGUUGGAACCUGAUAGGCCAUGGUCUGAUCAUCAGUGGGGACUUUGUAUAUUCGAUGAUGUCAUAGAGUAUGGUGGUCCUGCCUGCGCCAAGUACCAAGGUAUCUUCCUGGCUCCUAUGUUGGCACAUGUCACGGAUAAGUCCCCAGAAGUGAGGCAAGCAGCAGUCUACGGCUGUGGUGUCUUGGGAAUGCAUGGCGGGGACGUUUUCUCAGCAUCUUGUGCAGAAGUACUACCAAGGCUUGUAGAAAUCAUCACAGCUCCAGACUCGAGAAGUGCAGAAAACAUAAGUGCCACUGAGAACGCAAUAUCCGCUGUCACUAAAAUAUUACAACACAACAAUAAAGCCCUUAAUGUCGAUGAAAUUCUUCCUCACUGGCUCUCAUGGCUGCCUGUAUGGGAAGACACUGAUGAGGCCCCGCAUGUGUACGGCUACCUGUGUCAUCUUAUAGAGAACAAUCAUCCAGCCAUCCUAGGACCUAACAACGCCAACCUGCCAAAGCUGAUAGCCAUUAUUGCAGAAGCUUUUCACAGAGAGGCUAUAACUGUUGAUCACAUUGUUGCCCAGCGCAUGCUAAAUAUCGUCAGACUCAUCCAGGGUAGCGGUGAAAUGUUCCAGUUCUGUGUCACACAGCUCACCCCCGAACAACAGCUAGCACUAAAUCAAGCUUUAAGCUGUGCUAAAUAAUUACCUGCAUUUUGCUUUGUAUAUCCAUUAGACAUUCUGUGAUGUAAAAUUUAAUCCAUAUUAUAUUUUAACAUGUGUAUAAUUAUUUUAUAUUCAUUACUAUUACUUCUUGACGCUAGGCAAGAUUUCAUGUCUAAUAAAUUAAUUGGUUUCUGUUUUCUGUAAAUAUUAACAAGUCAUACAAAGUUUUAGCUUAAACUGGCAACAGAAAAUAAAUAUUGGCACUUAUGCAAAAUGCAAUUUGUAAAACAUAGAACUAUUUUUCAAAGUGGAUUGUAUAAUGUAUUGUUAUAUUAAAAUUAUUUGUCUUCAAGUAUAGUUUUGCCUUGCUUAAUUGAAUAAAUACUUCUGUCAUGUAUUUAGUGCUGUACACCUGUUUUACUCUUGUUUUAGUGUUUUGGUUGUUGUUGAAGGAGUGAUAUUACAUAUAUAUUGCUAUACAUUGUAUUUAAGACUAAGUGUUUUUUAUAUAAUAAUAAUUUUGAAGCUACUAUCAAUCUUGUGUAGAUGUUGGAGCCUCCAAAUGAAAUAUUUUGUUAUUGUUAUAGUUAAUCUGUUUGUCAUAUGCAAAACAUAAUCCAACACCAUAAAAAUUAGUAGGUUUUCUUCAUUGUUAUUAGAUUAAAUUUACGAUAUGUGAAUUUAAUCACUUGAACAUUAUAAUAUUUAAUAAUUUGUUAAAUUAGUGAGUUAUUUGGUGAAAUAAAUAUAAAACUACCUGAACAAUUUUAAACUAUUUCAAUAUCUCGUAAUAAUUGUUAAUCGAUUGUUAUGAAGAUAGUUGCUUUGUGUUUCUUUUAAAUCUUCCAGGACUUUAUAGAAAGUUAUUAUCUAAAAUGUUAUCUUUUCCUACAUAUUGUACUUUGAAUGUUGAGUUAAUUUAUUUUAUUGAAAUUAGAAGAUUAAAAGAGUUUACUGGAUUACUAGUGAGACUGUGCUGUUAUCUUUUUUUAAUAGUUGAAUAUUUCAGUAAUAUUAACAUUUAGUCUCAAAUUACAUUAAUCUCAAAAGUUGUUUGUUUUUUAUAUAUAUAUAUAAUUUCAAACCUCUAUUUUUGUUUUGUAAUUUUGUGCAGUUUCUAGAUCGAAUAUGAAUUGAUUUUUCAUUGUUAAUAAAGAGACUGAUAUUUUUUGCAACCUAAUUAAUUGUGCCAGACAAAAUACUUGUCCCUAAAAGCUUGUAUUUUACAUAAAAAUGGUGCGAUAAUUA
Messenger RNA from Homalodisca vitripennis (glassy-winged sharpshooter), 4551 nucleotides. RefSeq names its product importin-5 (gene Karybeta3). Gene Ontology annotation, biological process: protein import into nucleus. The coding region runs from base 52 to 3342 and encodes 1096 amino acids. Gene Ontology annotation, cellular component: cytoplasm; nucleus. The transcript is spliced from 21 exons. The record is from RefSeq and is a predicted model, not a curated record. Gene Ontology annotation, molecular function: nuclear import signal receptor activity. NCBI's taxonomy places the organism in Eukaryota, Metazoa, Arthropoda, Insecta, Hemiptera, Cicadellidae.